GUUUGUGAUCAUGUCUGGAAGAGGAAAGGGCAGUGGGAAAGGUCGCGCCAAGGCGAAGUCUCGGUCGUCCCGGGCUGGCCUGCAGUUCCCGGUGGGCCGUGUUCACAGGCUCCUGAGAAAGGGCAACUAUGCUGAGCGUGUGGGUGCCGGAGCGCCGGUCUAUCUGGCUGCGGUGCUGGAGUAUCUGACGGCUGAAAUCCUGGAGCUGGCCGGCAACGCGGCCCGGGACAACAAGAAGACCCGCAUCAUCCCCAGGCACCUGCAGCUGGCCGUGCGCAACGACGAGGAGCUCAACAAGCUGCUGGGAGGGGUGACCAUCGCUCAGGGCGGGGUGCUGCCUAAUAUCCAGGCCGUGCUGCUGCCCAAGAAAACUUCCGCUGCUGGAUCCGCUAAAAAGUGAAGAUAGUGUUCUUGAAUUUGACAACCCAAAGGCUCUUUUAAGAGCCACUCACAGCAUCUGUGAAAGGAGCUAAACUCUCUAUCGGAUUGAUUAUUUUCUUUUUAAUGUGGAGAGUUCUCGCCUUUGUACCGGACAUCAAUAAAUUCCGCACUCCAUUUAAUUGGAUAUUGUUACUGGCUAAGGAAGCAUUUGUCAUAAAAUGCGAUUGCAAGAGUGUCCUAACCUACAGGAUUUCGUAUUGAACGGCCACUGCCUGAGUGAUAUCUGUCUUUACUAUGGAGAAUGGAGGCGCGAACGUCCCGGACUUCAGAUUAGAUUCACAUUUCCUGUAAAAGUGCUGUAGGAAGAGCUGGGUUGACCCAGUGCAGUAACGGGUCAGUCCCUGACCCUCUGCGCUUUAUUCCCUGCUCGGUUCAUACCCAGUCUUUUAUCCCCUGCUUCUGGAGAGACAGAGCAGAUUGAACACCAUUGAGACAUUUUUUCAGCUGUAAAGGCGGGAAUGGGGGAAAGUGAGAUUGCCUGAUCUUUAAUUUCGUAAUCGAGAAAAGCAAUCAACGUGUACGUACUGAUGUAUUCUCCUCUGUAAAGCUUGUUACCCUUUCAUUCUUAAAGGCGGGCAUUUUCAAAUUUGAAAAUAAGCCGUU
Molecule: messenger RNA, 1044 nt
Organism: Hemiscyllium ocellatum (epaulette shark)
Lineage: Eukaryota; Metazoa; Chordata; Chondrichthyes; Orectolobiformes; Hemiscylliidae
Product: late histone H2A.L3-like
Exons: 1
Coding region: 11-400 (129 amino acids)
Cellular component (GO): nucleosome
Molecular function (GO): structural constituent of chromatin; protein heterodimerization activity; DNA binding
Source: RefSeq, a predicted model, not a curated record